AUAAACGAAAACGACUUCUUAUUCAAAUAAGUCUUUUUGUUUCACUUCAAUCCGUUAAUAUCGCUUCAAUACUAUUAUCCGCACAAUCAAUGGAUACGCUAUUUAUAUCGCUGUUUGGAAAGACGUGUGGACUAGGUAUAUAUCCUCAAAGUGGUUUCUACUGUGUAACUCAACAAGGUGAUUAUAAUAGUCCUUUCGGGACGAAUUAUAUGGUCGCGACUUUAGGAUUCCUGAUGACUCUCAUCAUGGUCGUACCUCUUGGUAUUUUCUCAUUAGCAGACAAUAUCAAAGUUCAAAUAGCUUCAUUCGUCGGAUUGAUAGCCAUACUUGCUGCCUGGUUUAUUACCUUUUUCAAACAUGGGUUAACACCAUCGUACGUUCCAGAUUUUGGAGAUGACAUGAGUCAAGUAAUUGGAACUGUUCUAUUCAAUUAUGCCUUUAUUGUAACAGUCCCAAGUUGGGUUAACGACUUGGAUCCUAAAGUUCCUAUACAAAAAUCUGUUUUUUAUUCAAUCUUAAUUGCGACUUUAAAUUAUGUUUUACUUGGAAUCAUUGGUGGAAUGGCCUUUCCAAUAGAUAAAAAUUCUGAUAUAAUAGUUGUAAUUAAUCAGUCUGAUGAAAGAAAUUGGUUGACUGUUUCUAGACACUGUAAAAAAGGCUUAGCAAUUUUUCUCUCUUCAGUAUUACCAUGGAUAGUUGUGAUGCCUUUUCAAACCGGCCGUUGGCUUAACGUUUUUGUAAAUUGGACAAAUUUAUUUUUCUCAAGCAUUAGUAACUUUGUCGUUCCAUUUUAUCUAUAUUAUUUAAGCCAAAAACCAAACAUUGCUGUACAAGCAGACAUAAAAUUGAAGAGAUUUGAAUCCGAUAUUAAACGACAAGUUUCGAUCAGGAGUACCAAGAGUGACAAAAGUUUUAGAAAUGUAAAAGACUGGAUAAACUCUCAAGUAAUAACUAGAGAGAGAUUACGUGAUGGAACAGAUGCUGCCGUCGGUAUCUUAUACAAUGAUGAUGAUGAUUAUAACGUUUCUGCACCAGGUACCCCAAAUAGUUUAAAUCCAAAUGCCGAACACCUUCACGUACCAGGACGUAGAAUAGUAUCUGCUCCGCCCACAACUUCAAAAUCAGAUCCACAAGGAAGAGAUAAUCAUUCUCGACCCGCAUUAAGUCUUCAGAUGCCUCCUUCAAUUGUACAUCGUUCUAAUUUAAGUCGUCGUGCUUCUCCUCCAAGUAUUCCAAGUAUUGAAUAUAAUAUACAAAAUACAAAUAUACCUACAAAUAUACCUACAAUUAUGGUGCAAGAAGAAGAUGGUAAUAAUCAAGAUAUUAUUGUCGAAUUAGACGGUUCACAAACACAUUCUCAUUCAGGUUCUGAUAAAAGUCAAAGUGAAAAAAGUGAUUCAAUAAUAUUUGAUACACCACCGGAACGGUUUAAAGCUCUUCCAUUACCAGAUAAUGUGAGAUUAUGGAUUGCUUAUAUUUGCAAUGCUGGUGCACUUUUAACUGUAAUUUCCGUCAUCAUGUAUGAUUUUGUUGAACUAGCUCUUGGUCGUAAUGUUUUUGAUUAA
This is a messenger RNA of Dentiscutata heterogama, 1565 nucleotides long. NCBI's taxonomy places the organism in Eukaryota, Fungi, Glomeromycota, Glomeromycetes, Diversisporales, Gigasporaceae. The record is from the annotation of a GenBank genome assembly.